Molecule: messenger RNA, 1137 nt
Organism: Cotesia congregata
Lineage: Eukaryota; Metazoa; Arthropoda; Insecta; Hymenoptera; Braconidae
Source: the annotation of a GenBank genome assembly
GAAGCUAGAAGAAGAACUACGGGCAGGGAUGACCCCUUUCACUGCACCACGUUGAGUCUCGUGUAUAUAAAGAGCUUCGCCUCUGACCAACAGCCACAAGUACCAUCUCAUCUUCGUCUCAAUCUUGGUUCAUCUACUGUGACAGCAUUAAUCGCUCUCUGCGCAUGCGCAUGGGCUGCGCCACAGAGAGGUGGCGCGGGUGGCGCUGACAAAGAUGCCACUAUUAUUUCUCAGCAACUGGAAGUUGGUUUUGAUGGAAAUUACGUUAACAACUUUGAGACCAGCAACGGAAUCAGUCACCAGGAAACAGGACAGCCAAAGCCAGUAGAUGGUGAAAACCCGGUCGUAGCUCAGGGCAGCGAGGGCUGGAGUGCUCCAGACGGUCAGCAAAUAAGCUUAACGUGGACAGCCGACGAAAACGGCUUCCAAGCCCAAGGCUCGCACAUCCCGACCGCUCCCCCAAUUCCUCCAGAAAUCCAGCGCGCUCUGGAGUGGAACGCGGCCCAUCCUGAGCAAGAUAACGAAGGACAGGGCGGACCUCCAGCGCGACCUGCUCCAAGAGCAAAAACACGUGUGUUUAUGUUGAAGAACUCUGAAAUUACAAUUAGCUGUAAAAUGAAAUAUAAAAAAAAUUUAUUACUUAGUGCAUUCGCAAAUAUGAACGGCAAAGUAGUCUUGUCCCUCCUCAUGCUGGUAGCCGGCAUCAGCGCUCAGCGUGGCGCCCGGCCAGGAGCAAGACCGCCAGUUCCCCCCCAGCAGGGAGGAAGCCCUCCAGUGCCGGCAACUCAACCCCAGCAGGGAUCCAAGGACGACGUGACUAUCGUCCACCAGGAGCAGGACAUUAGCCCUGAUGGCACCUUCUCUUCAUCUUGGGAAACUUCCGACGGAUCGACCUUCUCCGAGAACGGCGGCAUGAAGACCGUGGGGGAAAACGCCACUCAAACCCGUCAAGGAUCCGCUAGCUGGACCGCUCCCGAUGGAACCAAGAUCAACCUCUCCUGGACCGCCGACGAGAACGGAGUCGUCUUCGCUGGUGACCAUCUUCCAACCCCACCACCCACUGAAGCUAUUCCUGAAGCUAUUCAGAGAUCUUUGGACUGGAUCGCCAAGAACCCGUCCCCUGACGCCAAUAGCCAA